AUGAUUCCUGAUUUUCCUUUAGUUUUUCCUUCUGUGCCAGAAUGCUUCGAGAAAUGCAAGACACUAACAGCAUUCACUAAAUGUAUUAAACCAUUACCUCCUGAAAUACAAAGUUUCCUUCAAUUAAAAUUAUGUUCACCAUAUUUUACUAGAUUAAGAAUCAAAGCAGGCGAAAGUCAAGAAAUACCAAUUACAGCACCACUUCAAGAAGUAUUUAGUUGCUUUGAGAUCUGCCAUCCAGAAUAUCAUGCAAAUUUAGCUGCAGGUAUAGCAAUAAUGACUGGUAUACCAAUAGAUUUUAUUAUUGACGAAAUGGGACUAGAAAUUGAUCAGAAAAAACUCAUUAUCAUGCGUGCACUUUGUAAAUCUACAUUAGGAAAGACAAUUGCAGCAGUUUUCACAGAUGAUGAUAGAAUAGAACCAAUAGAUUCACGGGAGUAUAUACCAGCGACAUACAAUUGGACUCUUGAAGGCAAUCCUUUCCAAGAUAUUCCAGAAGAAUCACGUGACUUUAUUAAAGAAUGUACAAAGAAGCAGAUGCCACCAGACUUCAAUCUUAGCUUCAAAUUUACUCAAGAUUUAUCAAACGGAUUUAAUAAACAACAUGGAAUUGUCAGUGUUCCAUGUAUCAACGAAGACGAUGAUAAUUGGCCACGUAAAAUGAAAUGGAUAGCAAAUCUAGAGUUUCCUGAUAUGAUUUCGUCCCAUUACGUUGGUUGUGAUUGCCAUCAACACGAUUGCUUGACUUGUCAUGCAAUUUUCAAUGGCCAACCAAUCAUGAAGUAUACAGAAGCUGGUAGGCUUGAUUUGGAGUCAUUUAGAUCAAAUUACAAACCGAUUAUCAUAGAAUGUAAUUCUUCGUGUUCCUGUGACUCGGAAACGUGCAAAAACCGCGUGGUCGAUCGUAAGGCCAAGAUUCACCUCCUUGUUUGCCGCUGUAUUUCAAAAGGAGGCUGGGGGGUGAGAGCUCUUGAAUUUAUACCGAAAGGAACGUUCAUCUGUGAAUACCUUGGUGACUUAAUCACAGAUCCUGACAAAGCAGAGUCACAAGGCAAGAUUUACGACAAAUCUGGAGAAUCAUAUCUUUUCGACCUUGAUGGAUACGGAAUUAAUGAUAAGGAAAUGCUUACCGUUGAUCCAAAAGUCACAGGAAACGUUUCAAAGUUCAUAAAUCACAAUUGCGAUCCAAAUAUUAUUACAAUUAUCAUAGGAACUGUUAAUUCAGAACAAUAUCAUAGAAUUGGCUUCUUUGCGUUAAGAGAUAUCUAUCCAUUUGAAGAUUUGGGAUUCCAUUACGGAUAUAAGAUGCAUAAAAUUGACCAGAAAGCUUGCAAUUGUGGAUCUUUGACUUGCGGAGGAAGGUUAACAUAA
Trichomonas vaginalis G3 is the source of this 1371-nucleotide messenger RNA. RefSeq names its product histone-lysine N-methyltransferase family. The transcript has a single exon. The coding region runs from base 1 to 1371 and encodes 456 amino acids. Gene Ontology annotation, cellular component: nucleus. Lineage: Eukaryota; Parabasalia; Trichomonadida; Trichomonadidae. The record is from RefSeq and is a predicted model, not a curated record. Gene Ontology annotation, molecular function: zinc ion binding; histone methyltransferase activity; protein binding.